This is a messenger RNA of Penicillium argentinense, 2436 nucleotides long. RefSeq lists its product as uncharacterized. The record is from RefSeq and is a predicted model, not a curated record. Gene Ontology annotation, biological process: protein polyubiquitination; proteasome-mediated ubiquitin-dependent protein catabolic process; positive regulation of protein catabolic process. Bases 1 to 2436 code for a protein of 811 amino acids. The transcript is spliced from 2 exons. Gene Ontology annotation, molecular function: ubiquitin protein ligase activity. NCBI's taxonomy places the organism in Eukaryota, Fungi, Ascomycota, Eurotiomycetes, Eurotiales, Aspergillaceae.
AUGGUGGUUCAACAAUGCCUGGGCACUCUGUCCUUCCUGUCCCAGUUCAACCCGCAUAUCGCUUGGUUCUUUUUGACCGAGCAUGAUUCCGCUUCGUCGCUCAAGCUCAAGACAUUCCGCAAGGGCAAGGGCAAGGAGAACCGGGCCAAUAAGUUUGCCCUGAACUCGCUUCUCUCUCUUUUGGACCGCAAGUUGAUCAUGGACAGCCCCAAUUGUAUGGAGCAACUGUCGGCUCUACUGAGCAGCAUUACUCAGCCUCUCACCGUUCUUCUUCGCCGUGAAAAGGAAAGACAGGAAGAGGAGAAGGAGAAGGGCAAGCAGCCUGAGGGAACCCAAUCCAGAGACGCUACUGAGCAACAGUCUGCUGGGCCUGAAACUGGCUCUGAUACCCCCAUGGUUGAUGCCCCCUUGCCCACGGUGGAAUCUGCUGAAGACCAAGGAACUACUGCCACUGUCGAGGGUGAUCAAGGUGCAUCGACCGAGAAGGAUAGCUCCAAGCCUGGCGAGGAAGAAAAACGGAAGCGCAAGUCCAUCGAACCGCCUGUUGUCCCCGACCACAAUUUCCGACUGGUUGUUCACAUUCUUGCGGCUCGUGAGUGCAACGGCAAGACCUUCCGUGACACUCUUUCGACCAUCAACAACCUUUCCGCUAUUCCUGGGGCUCGCGAUGUCAUUGGCAAUGAACUUGUGGGCCAAGCGCAAGCCUUGAGCGAUACAAUUCUGGCGGACCUGGAAGAGCUUCUGCCUCAUAUCCACCAGGCCAAGACUGGCACAGACAUGCAAGGAUUGGCCCUGGCCAAGUUCUCUCCAGCCAGCUCUGAUCAAGCCAAAUUGCUGCGUAUCCUCACCGCACUUGACUACCUCUUCGAUCCUACUCGAGUGGACAAGUCCAAGGGCUCUGAGCCCGAAGCUGCUCCAAAGGAGGAUGUCCUCAAGCGACUCUAUGAAAGCGCUACUUUCGGACCUCUGUGGACUAAGCUCAGUGACUGCCUGACCCUUAUCCGCUCGAAGGAGAACAUGCUGAAUGUGGCUACAAUCCUUCUCCCACUGAUCGAAGCUUUGAUGGUUGUCUGCAAGAACACCACCCUUAAGGAUCAGCCAAUUAACCGCAACAGCCGCGAGACCUCUGUCACUAGUGCUCCCGAUGUUGGUCCUGGCAUGGAAAACCUCUUCUUCAAGUUCACCGAGGACCACCGCAAGAUUCUGAACGAGCUUGUUCGCUCGAACCCUCGGUUGAUGAGCGGUACCUUCUCUCUGCUGGUCAAGAAUCCCAAGGUUCUGGAAUUUGACAACAAGCGCAACUACUUCACUCGUCGUGUCCACUCCCGUGGUGCUGAACCUCGUCAGCCCCACCCACCUCUUCAGCUUUCCGUUCGCCGAGACCAGGUGUUCCUUGACUCCUUUAAGUCUCUCUACUUCAAAACCGCCGAUGAGCUCAAGUACGGCAAGCUCAACGUGCGCUUCCAUGGUGAAGAGGGUGUGGAUGCUGGUGGUGUGACUCGAGAAUGGUUCCAAGUUCUUGCCCGUGGCAUGUUCAACCCCAACUACGCUUUGUUCACCCCCGUUGCUGCCGAUAGAACAACGUUCCACCCGAACCAACUUAGCGGUGUCAACUCGGAGCACCUUCUGUUUUUCCGAUUCAUAGGUAGAAUCAUCGGCAAGGCGCUCUAUGAGGGCCGGGUUCUGGACUGCCAUUUCUCUCGCGCUGUCUACAAGAAGAUCCUCGGACGAUCCGUGUCUAUUAAGGACAUGGAAUCGCUUGACCUUGACUACUACAAGUCCCUGCUGUGGAUGCUGGAGAACGACAUCACCGAUAUCAUCACGGAAACAUUUGCCAUCGAAACCGAUGCCUUUGGUGAGAAGCAGGUGAUUGACUUGAUUGAAAACGGCCGCAACAUCCCAGUCACUGAAGAGAACAAGGAGCGUUAUGUUCAGCGGGUGAUCGAGUACCGCCUGGUCGAGUCUGUCAAAGAGCAAAUUGACAACUUUCUGAUGGGUUUCCAUGAGAUCAUUCCUCCUGACCUGAUUGCCAUCUUCAACGAGCAGGAACUGGAGCUUCUGAUUUCUGGUCUGCCUGAGAUCGACGUGGACGAGUGGAAGAACAACACCGAGUACCACAACUAUUCCGCUUCUUCGUCCCAGAUCCAGUGGUUCUGGCGCGCUGUGCGCUCGUUCGAUAAGGAAGAACGGGCCAAGUUGCUCCAAUUCGUGACGGGUACCAGCAAGGUUCCUCUCAAUGGCUUCAAGGAGUUGGAGGGCAUGAACGGUGUCAGCAAGUUCAACAUUCACCGUGACUAUGGCAACAAGGACCGCCUCCCCAGUUCGCACACAUGCUUCAACCAGCUUGAUCUUCCCGAGUACGAAAGCUACGAGGAUCUGCGUCAACGUCUCUACACGGCGAUGACGGCUGGUAGUGAAUACUUCGGCUUCGCAUAG